Molecule: messenger RNA, 844 nt
Organism: Glycine soja
Lineage: Eukaryota; Viridiplantae; Streptophyta; Magnoliopsida; Fabales; Fabaceae
Product: mitochondrial import receptor subunit TOM20-like
Exons: 6
Coding region: 81-686 (201 amino acids)
Biological process (GO): protein insertion into mitochondrial outer membrane
Cellular component (GO): mitochondrial outer membrane translocase complex
Molecular function (GO): protein binding
Source: RefSeq, a predicted model, not a curated record
GCGGUUUGCGUCUGCGGGAGGUGCAGUUGCUGCAGAGUGAGGCGUUCGAUUAACGUUUGGCGAUCACAGAAGAGAAGGGAAUGGAGUUUUCUCAAGAUGAUUUUGAUCGGUUACUGUUAUUCGAACACACGCGAAAGACUGCUGAAGCAAACUACGCAGAGAAUCCUCAAGACGCUGAUAAUCUGACCAGGUGGGGGGGAGCUUUGAUCGAGUUGUCGUCAUUCCAAGCUCCUAGGGAUGCCAAGGCGAUGAUUGAUGAUGCCCUUUCGAAGCUGGAGGAGUCUUUGCUGAUCAAUCCAACUAAGCAUGACACUCUUUGGUGCUUGGGAAAUGCAAACACGUCUUAUGCUUUUCUAAUCCCUGAUAUAACUGAGGCAAAGGGUUAUUUUGACAAGGCACUUGAGUAUUUCCAGAAAGCUGCGGAGGAGGAUCCCGAGAAUGACCUCUAUAGAAAGUCCUUGCAAGUUGCCGUGAAGGCCCCAGAACUACACAUGGAGAUCCAUAAAAAUGGGCUUGGUCUGAUGAGUAAUGCGGGAUCCUCUGCUACUUCAAAAGAAAAGGAAUCUAAAAAGCAGAAGAGCAAUGACUUUAAGUAUGACAUAUUUGGAUGGAUUAUUCUUGCAGUGGGUAUAGUAGCAUGGGUGGGAAUGGCCAAAUCUAACAUUCCCCCGCCACCUCCAAGAUAAACAUAUUAUUGAUGAGUUAUUCACUUUAGAUUGGAAGUUGUGAACUAGGUAUUGCAUUUGUGGUUUUUACAUACUGAGUUUAUUUAUCAUUUACACUUUUCUUUAACAUAAAAAAAAAAUGGUUUUUAAGAAUUUGCGUUUUUGUUAUGUCUUGUUAA